Messenger RNA from Lytechinus pictus (painted urchin), 6014 nucleotides. Its product is annotated as lariat debranching enzyme A-like. Gene Ontology annotation, cellular component: nucleus. NCBI's taxonomy places the organism in Eukaryota, Metazoa, Echinodermata, Echinoidea, Temnopleuroida, Toxopneustidae. The transcript has 11 exons. The record is from RefSeq and is a predicted model, not a curated record. Bases 607 to 2304 code for a protein of 565 amino acids. Gene Ontology annotation, biological process: mRNA splicing, via spliceosome. Gene Ontology annotation, molecular function: RNA lariat debranching enzyme activity.
ACCCUUACAAAUAAACCUAUGCAUAGGAUUCACGUGUACUCUCGUAGAGAGUCGUUUUAGAGAUGUUCUACUCGUGCUGUUUUCGUAUUACAAAUGACCAGUUUUCAAUGAUUUCUCCACAAGCUGUCAAAGGCAUUACUACUCAUCGAAACUUUAUUCAUUUCUAUAUUAUUUUAAACUUUGAAAGUAUUCUAAGAUUUGCAAGAUUUCUCCCCUCCUGAGAUUGAGUAGACUACCCUCGUGAUGUGAUUGUGUCCCCCCCGACUUUGGUGUCUAGGGGUGUCUAGCCCUUGAACGUUUGAUUUUUACUACAGUCAACUGCCGUGACUGGGUUAAGGUAGUUAGACCUCUUCCCACUCACGCUCUUUCAGCCAAAAUGUCGGUGUUAUUGGCAAAUAUGAAAUCGUUCGCGUUGCAACUCUGACGAGACAUCAAUUUUUAUUUAGCACCAGAAAAGUCAUCGAAAGUCUCUCAGUAUUUGUUUCAAGCUGUCCAAUUACACUGCUUUCCUUCGGUUCAAUCUACAACUCGUGGUUGAUGCCAGAGUUAAUUAAGCCUAAGGUCUUGAUUAUUAUUCUUGAUUGGAAGACACAGUAUUAGGACAGUAUGAGGAUCGCAAUAGAGGGGUGUGGCCAUGGGGAGCUUGAUAAAAUAUAUGAAACUAUAGCAUUUGCAGAACAGAAAGAAGGUUUCAAAGUCGAUCUGCUGUUGUGCUGCGGUGACUUUCAGUCAGUGCGUAAUGAAGCUGAUAUGGAAUGCAUGGCUGUCCCAAAGAAAUAUCGCCAGAUGAAUACUUUUUACCAGUACUACUCUGGUGAGAAGAAGGUUCCAAUCCUGACAAUUUUCAUCGGAGGAAACCAUGAGGCCUCUAAUUAUCUUGCUGAAUUGCCUUAUGGAGGAUGGGUGUGUCCAGGAAUCUACUAUUUAGGGUAUGCCGGUAUCGUGAACUAUGGUGGUAUUCGGAUUGGCGGACUAUCUGGUAUCUAUAAGAAACAUGACUACAGGAAGGGUCACUUUGAGAGACCUCCUUACUCACAAGAUGAAAUGCGGAGUGCAUACCAUGUCAGAAACCUAGAAGUUUUCAGAUUAAAGCAGAUUCAGCAGCCCAUUAACAUUAUGAUGUCACAUGAUUGGCCUAGAGGCAUAUAUCACCAUGGUGACAAAGAUGACCUAUUCCGCAAGAAGAAGUUUUUGGUUGAAGAAGUAAAGAGUAACACAUUAGGUAGUCCACCAGCUGAAGAGUUGCUCCAUAAUCUCAAACCAGACUAUUGGUUCUCAGCUCAUCUUCAUGUAAAGUUCUCUGCUUUGGUGGAACACAAGGGUGAUGAUGGCUCUGUCAAGAAGACUACUAAGUUUCUUUCUACAGAUAAAUGCCUACCGGGCAGGGAUUUCCUUCAGAUUCUUGAAUUCCCAGAAAAGUGUGAGAGGCCAUUUGAGCUGAGCCUCGAUACUGAAUGGCUUGCUGUCCUUCAGGCGACCAAUCAUCUACUGACGACUUCAAGGGAUAUUGUUCAUAUGCCAAACCCUGGCUACUUCUCUAAGUGGGAUUACAGUGUGGAUAUGGAACAGCUAGCAGCAGUGAGAACUGCAUUUGGAGAUGAUCUCAAACUACCAGACUCCUUUGAUCAAACAGUCAGGGUGUAUGACCCCAACAAUAUAGAAAGGAAUCCCAAGCAACCUAAUCUCAUGAUCAACCCUCAGACUACUGCACUAUGCUCUAGACUACAGAUUACAGACCCUUGCAUCGUUCUCAUGGGUGGGUCUGAGCCAGGUGAACUAGCUGGGCCGAUUCUACCACCUCAAGAUGAAACACACUCCGAUGACGGCAAUGAUGCAGAUGAUGACACAUCAGAGUCAUCCAGAAUUCUCUUUGAGAGUUUCAUUGACUCUGAAGCAGGGGCAAGUUUCUUGGACCUGUCUGUGAAUGAUUCAAGGAGAAGCAAUAAUUCCUCCAGGAUGUCCAUUGAUCCAGAGUCUAGUCUGAACCCCGAGGAAAUCUGUCUGAGCGAUGAUGAUGAUGGUGGUGUGGAGAAAGAACAAGAUAAUGGUGAUGGGAACAUUGUGGUUGGAGGGAAAGCUGCAAUUGAUUCCCCAUCAAAUGUAGACUUCACUCCUUCUCCCAUCAAGAGAACUUCACUAUCUCUUCCAAUCAUUACUAAAACUCCAAGCGUUCCAUCCCCUUCAUCCGGUCUUGACAGUAAUGUUCUGCCGGCUAAAGACGAGCUGACAAAUAAAAUUCUCUUUGAUGAACUUGAUGAAGCAAAGGAUCGAAUUUCAAGCAUGGAUGGAGGAAAGCGGUUUUAAGAAUUUCAACGAAGCUAUUAAAGAUUAACUUGAAGAAGGAGAAAAUUAUCCCAAAUACACAAGUGAACAUAUAGAAGACUUGAAAGCAGGAACUAUGUGCUGUUUUGAAUAUAUCCCAGCUGUCCAGAGAAUAGUGAUAACUAAUCUAUUAUCAGUGGAUAGUGACAUUUAUAGAUAACCACUGUUUAUAGUCUUGAACAGAUAAUCUUUACCAGAAUCUGCAUUGAACUUGACGUUUUAAAGGCAGAAAAUUUGAAAAUGGAACAACCUUGUUUUGCCUCUUCAAAUUGCAUGUUUGUGAGGAAAAUUAUGUGAUCAUCCCCACAAUGCCACAGCCCAACUUAUCUGUGUAGGCAGUAUUGAUUUCUUAUUUCCACUGACAAUACAAUACAAUAUUGCAAUUUGUAUUGCACUCUUUACAUUUACUGUAUCACAUUGCUUUACAAAGAAGAAAAUACAUGUACUCACAGAAAAUUAUGACAGAAAACUACAUACGUUAAUAAAAAAUACUAAACUAUUAAUAAGAAGUGUCUUUAAGGACCGCUGGAAAGCACCCAGAGAUGACAAUUCACGGAUGCAACGAGGGAUCUGAUUCCAGAGGCGUGGCGCGGCAGUAGCGAACAACCUGUCCCCAAAUGCCUAAUCUUUUUUCACCUCUCCUCUUUUUUAUUACAUUCAUCAGUCUUGAACAUUUUCUCAGUAAUUUAUAAAUCACCAAUUUCAUCUUUUUUAUCAUGUAUUAAAAGCAAUGCUUUACUGUAAUAUUGACUAUUUAUUAUCUGGUAAAUUGGUAUGUGAGAAAAUCUGUAUGAAGUCUUAUUUUGAUAUGAUGCCAGCUACAUUUUUAAGUGAUCUCAUUCAGUGACACAAGUUAUACCCCUUCUGCUAAUAAAUGUGCAUUUUACUUUAUGCUUCAACUCUUCAAAAGUGGUCCAUAAUUGAGCAGAUGAACUAAUUACAUUGUGAUUAUUUUGUUAUGAUCCUGUGACAAUUUCUGCACAAAUCUGAACAGGUUAUUGUACACAUACCUCUUUUAAUUUGGACAUGAACUGAAAAAAACUUUAUUCGUCUUUUGAGUUUUUGUCUCCUUGUUUAAAAAUAAAAGUUGCUUGCCUCUGCAAAAUGAUGUUAUACUUCUUAUGCCAUUGAAUUUGUACACAAAGAUUUUGCUGAGCUUUUCAAGUAUGAAUGAGCCAUUGUAUUAGUCUUUGAUUUCCCUUGGAGAUUGUUCAGGCAAUUAUAUUUCUGGUGACUGAAAUAGAUGAUAUCCAGAGUUUUGUAGUAUAUAUAGUCUGUACAACCUGAUUAUGUAAAUGAUUUUAAAUACCGUAUAAUGUAAGCAUUUUAACAUCGGAUCUACAGCAAAUUUGAAUUUGAAAUGUACAGGAUUUGAUAUAAUAUGAAUACACUGUAUUUCAAGUUUGCACCAACAAUAACGGUCAAUUCAUUUAUUCAUUACAGACAAUCACUCCACUGAUGUAACAUCACUAUUACUCAGAAUCUAAUAAUAUACCUUUUCUCAAACAAGAAGUUUCAAGGUGUAUUUCAAAUAAAUAUUUCUAUAUAGCUAUUAAUAUUAGGAACCUUAUGAUAACAUGAUUUAAAAGGGGGUAGUAACAUGCAAUUCCCUUCCAAAGUCAAAUUUUAGCUCACUGUAUUGUUAGGCAUCCUUCAUUUCAGAGUGCUCUUUCUUUUCUUUUUUUUACUUCUUUUUUUUCUUACUUAAUGAUUGAAAUGCCAUCCUUCAAAAUUGAAUGGUCCUACUGAAAAUUGUCUGUUGACCUCAAUUCAUUUACAGAUGACCCUGCUGACUGUCAGAUUCAGGGAAGUGUAUUUAAAUAUUCACAAACAUGUUGGCCAACAGUGCACUUCUAAGAACUUGCCACCGGAAAUGGAAGUUGUCAGUUCUGGUAUGGGGAAGAAUGUACAAGGAUUUGAAUAUUUGUUAGAUACAAUAUUCUUGAAGGCUGCAAGAGGGUAACCUCAUUGCACAUUAUAUGUUAGUCAUAAAAUUGAUUUCCUUUUAUGUACAUCCGUUACUUGGUAAAUACCAAUUGAUGUCAUAUUCUCCAUACAAACAUGAUGAUGCAGAGAUGGGGUGAGAGUUGCAUAUAAAAAAAAAACUAGACAAAUGAUUGGAGGGACGACUGACUGUUCAGACACUGUCUUGACCCUCUGACCUUGUCUAAUUUGAACACUUUGAUGUGACAAAUGAUUUGAGAGGUAAACUACUACAUGUAUUAGCACACAAUGACUGGCCUUGUCUUGUCAACUCGGAACGUUAUUGUGCCACUGUUAUUCCUUUCUUUACUUCCAGUAUUAUACAUCUCCUGUAGAGAGGCCAUGCAAGAACUAUUUUCCCUUGUGACUAGGAUAUCUUAUAGUGGACCAUUAUUGAUAAAUCAAGACCCUGUAGAGAUUCAGAUUUCUUGGAAUCACCAGUGAUUGGAGGUUCCACAUUUCCCUCUGGAUUUUGUGCUGAUCAAUACUCUAUUGUUAAGGACAUGAAGGAAGUGUCUACUUUUUCUAGUAUCAAGUCCCAUUUUCAUGAAUAAUUUGUAUAGUGUUUGCUGUCAGUUUAUUUCUUUAUUAGAUUAUUUUUAUGAUUAUUCAUUUCUCAUUUUAUUUGUCUUCCAAAUUCUGUCCAUAAUGUUUUCUUUUUUUAAAAUUAUGAUUAUACUUUUGAAAGCCUAAACAGUCCAAAUGCAAGAGAUAAAAUUCCUCCUUCACAUGAUCAAGAAUGUGGGGUAAAUUGUUUUAUGAGAUAUUCUGCUGUCCCAUGACCAAAGGAAGCAGCUGUUAAUCUUUUUCCUGAAAAGGGCCAUCCAAAUUCCUUGUCAUAAGCAAACAUAUGCCCACAAAAAGGAUGCAUCGUAUUCUAUGAGCAUUGAUAAAUUCUUUGCCAUGGAAACCAUGCGAAGUUACCUCAUGAUGAAACCAAUGUUUAAUCUCAGAGGACUUUGACAACAUCUUGACCAUGUUACAGAAAUCUUAGCAUUGAUAUUAAAUUCUUCCAUAAUGAAAUAUCAUAUUGCUUACAAUCAAAAUCUAGGAUUCCAUGUAAUUUACAAUGAAUCAUGGCAAUAUUAAUAGUAAGUUGUGAUUAAUAUUUUGUGAAGAUACAAUGAUCGGUCGAGUUAAACCAUCCCCAUUAUGUACAGUUAGCUAAGGAUCUCUGUGGCAACCAAUGUGUAUUAAUGAAUUUGAUACUUGGCAAAAUGCAUUUCUUUCAUUUUCAAUGUCACUCUGUAGAAAUGAGUUGUCUGUACUCUAUAUAAGCCUAAAUAGUUACUUUUAUUCACUGUGCAUUUUUCUUUCAGGUUAAAAUAAUUGGAUAUUUCCGAUUUGAUUUAUUUUAUUUAUCCUUGUCCUUCAAGAUACCAAUGGCAUGCUGCAUUUCUAUACAGUUUCAUCCACACAUGAAUUUGUCCUUUUCUUGGGAAUUGUUUUUUGCUGAUAUCAAUUUUGGGGAUAUUCUCAUGAAAUGUAAAUAUAAAAAAAACGAUGAAACACAAAAGCCAACAUUUUUUAUUUUAUUUUGUGUAUCGCCAUUGAAAUGAAAGUAUUUAGUUCUAAUAUGAGAGAAGGUUUUGAUGUUCUGAAAAACCCGAGAAAAAAACCCACUCCCAUCCUCUUCCCAAUAAAUAGGAAGUGUUUGUGUGGAAUCCCUUACAUUUUUAUAUGGAAUCACUUCCCUUUUUAUAUAACUA